UUUUUAAAGCCCAGAUAAUUAGAAAAUCUGCAAUUGAUUUUAGUUAUGAUAAAUCAAGCUCAGCUUCAAUAUUACACUGUAAGGAAAAAGUAGAAUCCAAGUAAGUGUUGUUUUAUUAAAGAAUCCUGAAACAAAAUAAACAUUUCAUGUAACUUUGUAUAUAGGACAUGUUAACACAUUUUUUCUUGAAAAUUAAAACAUUUUUAAGUCCUGAGGUCUUACAGUAAAACAUUUCAACUUUAAACUUAUGAUAGCACUAAUAUUUUAAUAAAUGUGACCAGUGUUUCUUUCAGAAAUUUUCGCCCAGGGGAGCACUUCAGAUUUUUUUAUGGGGGGGCAGUGCCAGCAGUUCCAGUUGAUUUAUUGGUGGAUAUAUAUUUUUGCUGGGGGGGGGGCACUUGGCUUCCGGGUGGGGGGGGGGGGCAGUGCGCACUGCCCCCUGGAGAUAUAGCAGAAAGAAACCCUGAAUGUGACAUAGUCUGUUGUUUUUUUUUUCAUUCUACAUUAUCAUUAAAGACAUAUUUUGAAUUAAUGAAUUAAUAUUGGGGACAAAAAAAAGAGUUAAAAAUAAUUAUUUUUGCUCAUUAUCUUUUUUUUUUUUAUCACAAUUUUUUUUUUAAAUUUGUGUUGCCAAUUUUUUCUCAAGUAUGUAUGGAUAAAGAAAUUAACAGCUCACAUCUUUAUUAUAUUUCAAAAGCUCUCAUUUGUUUCAUACUUAGGCCUACCUUAUUAUUAAAUUUUUUUUAUAUUAAAUUUUUUUUGAUUAUAUACAUAAUCAUCCUAAUCUAUACUCUACAGUAUUGAUGAUGACCAUUUGCAGCAUGAGUUAGAGAAAGUUAUGAAAGAAAGAGAUUCACUAGCCUACCAAGUGAGGCAGGAUUCAACCACAUGGACAGAGAGGCUGUCAGAGUUAAAAUCUAUCUGUAAGAAACCCCAGGUUGAAACACUUGCCAAAAUUAUCUAAAAAUGUUAAACACAAAAUGAACAAACCUUAGUGACAUAAUUGGAUUUAAUGUAUAUUUUAAUUAAUCUUAUCAGUUGUGAAUAAUAUUUAAAAAAAUUGUCAAUAUUUUAAAAUAAAUGUUUAUUAAAUCAGUUUUUGAAAAUUUAUUUUUACAGUUUUAUUAGCUGGGUUUAGAAGGAGGAUACAGAUAAUUGUUAACACAAUGAUCACAUAAUCCCUGCUUUUAGAUAUCACAGAGAUUGCAGCUCUUAAGAAAACUGUUGAAGAUCUAGAAUUUGAUGUACAAGAGAAGUCAAAGGUAAAACAUCAUAAGAUUAAUCUGAAGUAGCAAUCAAAGCUUUUCAUUCCAAAUUGUUAUCUGUCUAAAUCAACUACCUGUUUUGUUUUUUAAGUUAACCCUUUAUUUUUUUCAUCCUCGUUAAAAAACAUUACCUGCAUUUUGGAAAAUAACGACAGGCUUAAAUCUUGUCUGAACCCGGAAAAUUGACAAUGAGAAUACCACAUGCUUUACACACAAUGAAAUGUUCUUUAAACUAAUAUUUUUCUAUCUCCAGAAAUGUGCACAGCUGAAAGAAGAAUUAGAAUUUCAGAAGGAAGAAAUAAAGGAAAAAAGUGAAACAAUACAGAACCUUAAGACCGAGUUAAACAAAUAUGCUAAAGGUGUAGAUAAUGGUAACAAACAUUUUCUUUUUUAACAAAGCAAAAGUAUGUAGAUCCCAUGGGCAUCAUUUUAUAUGUCCCCCAUGUGAUGUAUUCCCUCAAUAAUAAAAUAGCAUUUUAGUUAUUUUUAUCUUUAGCCUUAACAAUUACCAACAGACCAAUUUUGUUAAGAAAAACCAUUCCUAUACAUUAGGAAUUAAUGUGUGUUUUUCUUAACAAAAAUCAAAUAAGCCAUAUUUUAAAGUUAUUUAUCUUUAGUCCUUGCUGAGCAUAGAUUGCAAGACGAAGCAGCGUGGAAUACAAAGAUUGCUGCAUUAGAGAGAAAACUAAAUGACUCAAAGAGGGAGCAUGCUAAAGCUGGUAAUAUUAUUUUAUGAUAACAAGAGAAAUUUUAAAUCUAUUUAAAAUUUCAUUAAAAUUUUUUUAGGAUAAGCACAUAUUUUCAUCUAAAAAUUGAAAUUCUCUUGUACAAUAAUGGUCUAAUGGUUCUAAUGGUCUAGAAUGUUUUGCAUUUUUAAACCUGCAGUUAUUUCAAUGCGACAAAUGGAGCGUAAUCAUUCAAGAGAGUUAGAAAGGGCUCAGGAUCUCCUUCAGACAACUGAGGAACAUUUGAACAAGCAGCUGAAGCAGAUUCAAAAUGAACUUUUAAGGGUAGAGAAAGAAAGAAAUUUGAUGAUGGUGAGUAUUAUUUCAUUAAGAAAUUUUUAUUUUUUCUCCGGAUGUGAAAUACUAUUCAGAAAAACUUUAAAAAUUCAUUAAAAAUGUUUAAUAAGUAUUUUUUACUAUUAUGUGGUCUCAAGAAAUAAAUAUAUAUAAAUAUAUAAUCGCAAAUGAUAGCUGUAUUUUUUUUCUAUAGUGGAUAGAAACACAUUUAAAAUCAUUAAUUUAUUAAUAGUUAUUUUUUUAUGAUAAAAGAAAUCCAAUGUUAUUUUUUAAAAUGUAAAAUAAUUUCACAUUCAAUAUUUUUGAAAGGCUACAUUAAGACAAGAAGGCUUAAUCAGCAACCUAAAAAGUGAGAGAGGCGACCCCAUAAAGCUUUCAUUCGGAGCAGAAGACCAAGUUUUCUUGUAAAAUAAUUUCACAUUCAAUAUUUUUGAAAGGCUACAUUAAGACAAGAAGGCUUAAUCAGCAACCUAAAAAGUGAGAGAGGCGACCCCAUAAAGCUUUCAUUCGGAGCAGAAGACCAAGUUUUCCUCUUAAGUAAUAACAAUUUUAAUACCUGUACAAAUACAGAGCCUCAUAAACUGGAGUCAUUAAUGCAAAGAUCUGAUAAAGAAGGUGAUAAUGUGAUGCUUGAGGAUAUAGAAAAAGUUAACCACAAAAAAGUCUGGCAUCAUGAAGAGUCUCAUAGAAAUAAUCAAGGUCAGCCAACAUUUUAAUAAAGAUAGGUAAAAUGUAAUUUCAGAAUGUUAGAGCCUCGAAAUUGCACAAUAGUUUCUGGUAAAAAAUUUUAAAAACAUAUUCAUGGAUAAAGGUCACUUUAAAAUUAUCUAUAGGCUUAAAGCUUCAUUUUGACUAAUAUUGAACUGCUUGUUAGAGAUUAACAAACAUUCAUUGAGAAAGUUUUCAAUAUUUUUUGCUGGUGGUGUUUUAUUGGGGAAUUUAAUUUUGUCAAACAUAAAAUAUAUUAAAUCUAUUCAUAUUUAGGAUAUUUAACCAAGUAAAAAUAAAAAAUGAAAAUUUUAUUAAAAAUUACAACAUUUGAAAGGAUCGUAUAAAUAUAAGUUAAUUGUUGUACAGAAAUAUUACUUCUAUGAAAUAUACUUUAAAAUGUUUACUUUGUUUUAUUAGUGAAAUAAAUUGAAUGAAUCAGAAUAUAAAAAUUUAGAUUUUUUUUACCUCCCCAGAAGCAAUGGAAGAUGUUCUAGAAGAUCUAAAAUCUUUAACUGUUGCUAUAUUUGAUGAAAAUGAUGAGGAUUCAAGUGAUUCAUAA
Molecule: messenger RNA, 3557 nt
Organism: Lymnaea stagnalis (great pond snail)
Lineage: Eukaryota; Metazoa; Mollusca; Gastropoda; Lymnaeidae
Source: the annotation of a GenBank genome assembly